UCUCUCUCUCUCUCUCUCUCUCUGUCUCUCUGCAGACUGAAGCUAGUUAUAACAAAUUACAAAUACCCAAAAUAUCCAGCUGAAUUUCCCGGCAAUCACGCCUGACCCCUUUUUUAUAUUCCACCCCGGCGGCGCCACCCCUUUCGCAAGGAUUCGCCGCCGGCGUCACCCAUGGACCACCGUCUCCCUCCGCCGGAACUUAGGAACACAGUUAUACUAGUGCCACAUUAACAUUGACCUUGUUUUUUCAACGUUCAAUUCCCUUUGUUACGCAAUACUAAUGGCCCCGACAAACGCCGACGCGUCGGCGGUGGUGGAGUAUUCCUCCUCCGGCGCAUCCUCCGACGAGCUCGCCGCGAAGGCGGUCCACAAGAGGUUCGAGGGGUUGGUGUUGGUGCGGAACAAGGCGAUCAAGGGCAAAGGCGCGUGGUACUGGGCCCACCUCGAGCCGGUCCUCGUCCACAAUCCCGACACCGGCUUGCCCAAAUCAGUCAAGCUCCGGUGCUCCUUCUGCGCCGCCGUCUUCUCCGCCUCCAAUCCUUCCAGAACCGCCUCCGAGCAUCUCAAGAAGGGCACCUGCCCCAGUUUCACCUCCGCCCCCAAACCCAUUUCCUCGGUUCCCUCGCCUUCUUCCAUUUCCCCUGCAACCACCACCACCGCCUCCCCUUCAUCCCAGCCGCCCCACAACCACCGCAAGCGCACCUCCGGCAGCCGCGCCGGCGGCGCAAAUCCGGUCGCCUCCGUUCCACCAUUGGCCAUUGUCGACCCUUCUAGAUUCACCGUCGAUUUGUCUUACCCACCAGCCGUUUCAAUCGCUAGCACUAGUUCCGCCGCCGCCGCCUCCGGCGGCGGCGGCGGCUUAUACAGCCGCCACCCCCACCACCACCACCACCAACACCAGCAGCAGCUGGUUCUAUCAGGUGGAAAAGAAGAUUUGGGAGCACUAGCAAUGCUGGAAGACAGCGUGAAAAGACUAAAAAGUCCGAAAUCAUCACCGCCGGCGCCGGCGUUAAGCAAAGCCCAAGCCGAUUCGGCCCUCGAUUUCCUCGCCGAUUGGGUUUACGAAUGCUGCGGUUCUUCAGCAUCGUUCUCAACCCUCGACCACCCCAAAUUCAAAGCAUUCCUCCACCAAAUCGGGCUCCCCUCAAUUUCAAGAAAAGAAAUCGCCGGCCCCAGAUUGGACACCAGGUACGAGGAGGCCAAAGCCGAGUCCGAGGCCAAAAUCCGCGAAGCCAUGUUCUUCCAAAUCGCCGCCGCCGGCUGGAAGCCGAACACCUCAGCCGGUCCCACUCCCGCCGGAGACGAGAACAACCUCGUCCACGUGGCGGUCAACCUCCCGAACGGAACCCACGUUUACCGGAGGGCCGUCUUCACCACCGGCGACUACGUCCCGCCGAAAUACGCGGAGGAGAUUCUAUGGGAAACAAUCACCGAUAUUUGCGGGGAAUCAGUGCACCAGUGCGUGGGCAUAGUCUCCGACAGGUUCAAGUCAACGGCGUUGCGUAAUCUAGAGAACCGGCACCGUUGGAUGGUCAACAUCUCCUGUCAGUACAAAGGCUUCAACUCUCUGGUCAACGACUUCGGCAAAGAUCUCCCCUGCUUCAAGAACGCCGCCGCCAACUGCCUCAAACUGGCCAAUUUCAUCAACAACAACUCCCCGAUACGACGUAGUUUCCGCAAAUACCAAACGCAGGAAUACGGCCACGCCACUCUGCUCAAAACCCCGUUGCUCGGGUACAAAAGAUCCGAUUUUGAUCCGGUUUAUACCAUGUUAGAGGACGUACUAAACUCCGCCAGAGCUCUUCAGCUACUAAUUUCAGAUGAAUCGUACAAGACCGCGCUAACGGAGGAGCCGAUCGCUCGAGAAAUCGAAGAAAUGACGCGGGACCCGCAUUUCUGGACCGAAUUAGAAGCGGUGCAUUCUUUGGUUAAGUUGAUACGAGCAAUGGCUGAAGAGAUCGAAGCGGAGAAGCCGCGAGUAGGGCAGUGCCUCCCUCUCUGGGAGGAGCUCAGGUCGAAGGUGAAGGAGUGGUGCUCGAAGUUUCACGUGCCCUUUGGCCAGGUAGAGAAGGUGUUCGACAAAAGGCUCGAGAGAAACUACCACCCUUCUUGGGCGGCCGCUUUCAUACUCGACCCGUUCUAUUUGAUUAAGGAUGCUAGUGGGAAGUACUUGCCGCCAUUCAAAUGCUUAACGCACGAGCAAGAGAAGGAUGUGGACAAGCUCGUGACGCGGCUCGUCUCGAAAGAGGAGGCUCACAUUGCGGUUAUGGAGCUGAUGAAGUGGCGGACCGAAGGGCUGGACCCCGUUUAUGCUCGAGCGGUGCAGUUGAAGGAGAGGGAUUCUAUCACGGGGAAAAUGAGGAUCGCGAAUCCGCAGAGUAGUCGGCUCGUUUGGGAGACGUAUCUUAACGAGUUUAAGGUUUUGGGGAAAGUGGCGGUUAGGUUGAUUUUUCUGCAAGCAACUUCGUGCGGCUUGAAGCGCAGCAAUUGGGGUUUAAGGAAAUGGGCUAGUGCAGAUUCCCGUUCGAGGGCCCAAAAGUUGAUAUUCAUCUCGGCUUGUUCGAAGAUGGAGAAACGGGAGUUUUGUUCGAAUGGCGAAGAUGGUGAUGACGUGGAGCUUUUCGGAUUGGAAAACGGUGACGAUGAUGUCAUGAAUGAUGUGUUUGUCGAUACACCCUAGCUCCGUGAGCAUUUGAUGCAGACAUCGUUCGAACGACGAAACCACCAUGAAAAAAAAAGGUUGGAUUAUUACAUCAAAAUUUCUCAAGAUUCUCUCGAAAAAGGGCUUCCGUUUUUCGAGUCGAAACGAGGCACUAAAGAGACCAGGUUUAACGACCUUAAUUAAGCUAAAGAAACCACUUCCUAACGUUUCUAUUUCCGUCUCUACACCGUUCAAUUGUGCAACAUCUACCCUUGAUGGCACACACCCGCAUGGGUGUGUGCGUGUGUGUGCAAUCCGAGGACGAAUCGCACAUGCGCACAAUGCAGGUAUUAUCGUUUUCUUGAUGGAACGAAGGCUUAUUCUUGAUUAACGGGUAAUUAAUAGUCGUAAGUAUUUGUUAUAUAAUGUGUUUAUAGUUCAGAGAGUGUUGUAAAGCUUUUCACUUUCGAAUUAAUAUUUCGCUAAAUUAAUAAAAUUUUGCUAGUACGUAAUAUUAAUUUAUAGAGAUUUAACUGUAUUAUGUGCGCACUUGGCUUUAUUUAUGCAAUCUAAUUAAUUAAUCGUUUGGUGGAG
Messenger RNA from Erythranthe guttata (spotted monkey flower), 3235 nucleotides. RefSeq lists its product as uncharacterized. The record is from RefSeq and is a predicted model, not a curated record. Lineage: Eukaryota; Viridiplantae; Streptophyta; Magnoliopsida; Lamiales; Phrymaceae.